Portunus trituberculatus (swimming crab) is the source of this 1512-nucleotide messenger RNA. RefSeq lists its product as uncharacterized. Bases 109 to 1065 code for a protein of 318 amino acids. NCBI's taxonomy places the organism in Eukaryota, Metazoa, Arthropoda, Malacostraca, Decapoda, Portunidae. The transcript is spliced from 6 exons. The record is from RefSeq and is a predicted model, not a curated record.
UAUAAGGGGCAGACGUCCAGUUCGCCCCUCAGUGCAGCCACACACCUCGCCUUGCCUCCUCCUCCUCCUCCUCCUCCUCCUGCUGGUCUUCCUGCUUCCUCUUGCACGAUGAACCUCCCAGGCUGCCUGCUGGCGGCGCUGGCACUGCUGACGGCGGCACCGACGAAGGUCAGCUCUGAGAAGCUGUCCGUGCUGCUGCCCAACCAGAACACUGAGUUUGACCUCGAGCAUGAGGCGGAACUUGACCUUGACCCGCGGACCAGCCGCCCCAGCCAGGGCCUCUCCCCUCCCCUGGGCCUGCCCAUCCCUCCCAUCUCCCAGCUGCCCCUGGCCGCGCCCCCCGCCCCGCUGCCCACCGGGCCCCCAGCCUCCCGGGAUGACAGGAUCACCGUGCUGGUGCAGGACGUGGCGCCGCGCGUCACCGGCCUGUACGAGUUGCCGGAGGAGGAGUUCAGCCCUGAGGAAUCAUCCCAGGGGACGUGUGAGGCACAGACUGUGGUGGUGACCUCCAGGGACUUGGUGGUAUCCACCUCCAUAUCACGGGUCACCGUGCCCACCACAGUGGUGCAACGGUACACCACCACACAGGUACAGCUACAAACGGCGCUGCAGACUUCCUACGUCACCCUGCCACCGAUUGUACAGACAAACACAGUGACAUCGGUGGUGCCCACGACAGUGUACCGCACCUCAACGCGCUACCAGCAGCAGGUGAUCACCUCGACACAGGUGCGCCUUCAGACACAGUUCGUCACCUCCCGCGUCACGGACUACCGCACGGAGACACAAACCAGAAUCGUGUACCAAACUGUUUACAGCACCCAAGUCCAGCCCACAUACAUCACCACCACCGUCACCCAGCAGAUCACGCCCUCCUGCCCGCCCCUCCUCAUUCCCACGCCCACCAGUGUAGGUUAUGAGUAUGCACAGCCCACUAAUACCUAUGGAAGUGAUCAGGUUACUCUCCCUCGUACAGUGCUUCGUCAGGCAAUAGUUAUGGUGUUCCUGUGUACGGUCCGUUUUAUCAUGCCUACCAAGCCUUGUCGAGAAAGAAGAGGCUGUUGAAAGGGUUACCUUUUGGUGGUUAGGUUGUUAGAGUUCCUUUGGGGUCUUCUUCUUCUUCUUCUUUUUCUUCUUCUUCUUUUUUCUUUUUCUUCUUUUUUCUUCUUAAUCUUUUUUUUUUCGUCUAUUUCUUUUCUUCUCUUUCUUUUUCUCCUUCUUUCUUCUUUUUCUUCGUCGUCGUCUUCUUUUUUCUUCUUAAUCCUUUUUUUUUCUUCUUUUUCUUUUUUCUUUUCUUCUCUUUUUUUUCUCCUUUCUUCUUUUUUUUUUCUUCUUUUUUUUGGUAUAGUUUGGUUAAUUUGUCUCCUCCAGUCUUCGUAUCUCGCCUCUCGUUUUCUUUAUCUCUUAGUAUUGAGUUCCCUAAGAAAAGGAUGAACUAAUUGUGUUGUUUUUGUUUUUGUUUUGUCUUGUUUUGUCCGUUUUGUUUGAUGAAUAAAAGUGAUUUUGAACGAU